Molecule: messenger RNA, 3368 nt
Organism: Hypoxylon fragiforme
Lineage: Eukaryota; Fungi; Ascomycota; Sordariomycetes; Xylariales; Hypoxylaceae
Exons: 1
Coding region: 225-2789 (854 amino acids)
Source: RefSeq, a predicted model, not a curated record
UAGUUGCCUUGAAGCGCAAGUUCAAGUUGCUAGAACUUGUAAGUUGCAACAACAUUGAAUGUACAUAUCCACGGUUACCUACUACCUAGGUAUUCAAAUUUCAAUCUUUAAAUUAUUCUUAACAUUCAACAAUCGACAUUCUGCUUAGUACUACGGCGUAAGUUGUACAUCAUACAGAAUGGGCGAUCUGGACAAUCCAUGAUUUAUGUACCUGGGUACCUACCAUGGCUCCCGGCCAAGGAACGUUCUCUAUCAUACCUAACGCGCCAUGCGCCUUCAAUGGCGACCUCGACACUGACCGAUCCAUUCCUGGCGAGCGGCCUAUGACUAUAAAACAAGUAAAGAAAGCUUAUAGAAAGGCAAACGCAGACAAGGGCCCAAAAUUAUCCAAAGCUGAAAGCCGACGCCAGGAACUCUUCGAACAAGAUCGCAUACGAAGAGAGUUGGAGAAGGAGAAGAACCAAGCUCGCGCAAGGGCUGCAAGAGAGAGGAAGAAGGAGAAGGAAGAAAAGGAACGGGCAGAAAAGAAGAAGAAAGGCUUGCCUCUCGUCAAUGUUCGUCCGUCCCAGGACACAAUUGCUCGCUUUCUUCGCGGUAAUGUGAAGAAGCAGGAUAGUCGGGACAGCCAGGUCAGUCAGAAGAAUACGGUGGUGAAUCUACCUGCUACCACCGACAACGAAACAGAUGGCGGCACUCUAUCAUCCGAGUCUGAGGAUGAUGCCGAGCCACCUCCGAAAAAGCAAAAGAUAGAAUCGCCGGGACCCGUCAGUCCGGCUCGGAAGUGUAGUCCGAGCUCUGCAGGGGUAUCUGAUCGUAUGGCACCGCCGACCAAGCAUCUUGAUAUCGGAGAAGAACAUAAGCCUGCAGAUACUGAUGUGACCGACCUCGCGUUAAUGGAAUUGCUUGACGAUGAACUCCUGGAUGACUCGAUUGAUAUCGCGAUAUGUUCAGUUGAGGAUACGGCUCUUCGCGGUCAAGGAUCGCCCCCGUUGGAAGAUCAGAUUAUUCCCAAUAGCCAGUCACCACCAAAGCCACCAAUACCACCCAAGAUUCAUCGCCCAUCACCUAUUCCCAUGCAGAAGUUGACGCCAGACCAGAAGGGGGAAGAUAAUGUACCGCUACCUCCUGUGCGACAGCCACCACACGUUUUGGAUGCGAACGAUGCGAACGAUGCGAACGAUGCCAAUUCGAAAAUCAGUCAGAAGUCUAAGAGAUCAACACCUGACGAGCCCAACCCAGCACGUUCUUUUCGACACCCCAAAACACCGAUGGGACCGCCUCCAGUUCCACCAAAAUUUAAACCACGUAACCAAGUUACAACUAACAGAGGGCCCAGCACAUCACCAUUCCUACCCAAGCAGGUACAAGAACCCAAUUCCCGACUCGCCACUCAUCCCCCACCCAAACUUAACGAAAGUCCCCUUCAGGGAAUACGAAAAGAACAGCCACCACCAAACACGCAGCUGGCCAUGCUUAGCCAUCUUGUUGACUUAUUCCCCAGUCCUUCCCAAGAAGUAAGGGAGAUCUUCGAUGAACCAAGGCUGAAUACUAGGACGGAUCAUAAGCGACAAAGGUUAAAACCCAACCCUCCCGCACACUUGGAAAGGAACCCUGGCUUUGCUUCGGCACGGAUCGCACCGAACCCUGAUCGCAAGCUUCCUACCACGGGUGAUAACAAAAAGAGAACUUUUGUCCAAAAGAAUGUGCCGUAUGACCGACCAAGAACCUUAGGUUUACCAAUUGUUACCAACAUUCAGUCAUCUACAACCUCGACAAGCUCGGACAUAUACGAUAUGUCCUUCUUUUCGACGCAAGAUGUGUCCCUCUCGUCGCAAGACAUCCAAGAUAUUGAAGAUGAUCUAUUGUCUUUACCCAAGACAAAAACGAUUCGUGAUAACUCUAGCAACUCUAACAACACCCUAGCAAAGCCUAGGCCUCCGCUAGGUCAAAGACAAGCUGGGAAUUCAGGUCUAAAUCCUAGAAGUAGAUCACACGGGCUACCACUUGAGCCUCAAACGCGUUGUGCAUCGAAUGAGCACCCCGAAAAACCACCUACAGCCAGAAUCAAUGCCGCUCCAUCGAGGGCGGAGUGGAAUGGAAGGGCCACAAAUGAUCAACAAUCUGGAAGCACGGCUAAACUUGCUAAGAAGCCUGAAAACCCACCAUCUAUGACUAGUUUUCAUCAAGAGAAAGUGUCUGGUGCAACUCUGAUACAACGUGUAACAUCACCGCACAAUUCACCUAAACCAUUCUUCGCCUCGGGAAGUCGAGGAAUGCCUUAUGGAUACGUGAUAGAAAGAGCAAAGACGACAGCUUGGGAGGACGCUGCAGCUCGGCGAAAGGCUCAGCAAGAAUUAGAUCAUAUCCAAAGAUUAGAAGACGAACGACUUGAAAAAUUAUUGCGAGAAGAGGGCGGCAUAGAAACAGAUAUGGGUGUACAUGCUAGCCGGACAGACUCUCUUAACUCAGGGCCGAUACUAGCAGACACGCGCUCUCAGUCCCAUGUACGACCCUAUACACGACCUUAUACACGACCCCAGGACCCACCACCGCCGCCGCGGUCGAUAAAUCAAUUAUCAAACUUAGUAACGAGUCUAGGAAACCAAAAGAUUGAUGAACCAAACGAAGAGUAUCGACGAAAAAGUCGGUCACGUAAUUCUUAUGAGCAGAUGCUGCAAUUACUCGAGGAUAAAGAGAACCAGAAACCAGAGGAGAAGGUGAUACCCGCAUCGCAGGAAACUGAUUACGGAGAUGCAGGAUUGGAUGAUGUCCUCUACGAAAUGUUUUAGUAGAAGAGAUGAAAAUGGAACUUGGACCAUGAUAUCGGAUCAUGGCUGAUGAGGAGGAUAUGCCCGUAUAGAAAAACGCAUCCAUGGUAGUUUAGAUUUUAGCUUAUUACGAGACCGGUAAAUGAUAGACGAAUUGCGGAAUCCGAUCAGUAAAGAUGUCACGAGGCCGAUGAACAUAUCUGGAUCUCUAUAUGCCCUGUUAGCCUGGUGGAUAUGAUAUCUACCUAGAAUGAAUAUCUACAGUAACACCCAUGCUCACAUCUACAAGUCCUAUAAGCUAAUGUUUUCUUUUAUUUUGAUCCUUGUUGGGCAUAGGACUUAUAAUUCAUAUUUAAUUACCGCACUAAAGAUAAUAUCUCGUGUUUUAGGCUGUCGGCCUGAAUCAGCAUGCUACUUUCAGCCAACGCCAGCCUUAUACCAUCUACCUAGCAGGCCAAUGGCUUAAUACCCUGUACUUACCUAGGUCGUGGCAAAAAAUCUCAUAAAAGCCACUUGGAAAUACCUUUUUGAGCACUCAUAUAUCAAUUAUAACCUUUAUAUACCGAAAUCUUAUGGUUUAUGCUCUAACGGAGACGAGAG